GCGUUAGUUACCUCUCCAGACGGCACAUCCAUGUUAGCGGUUCCCAUGUCUUCAUUGGUGGCAAAGGGAAACGUCAACAUCAAGUCAUCCGUAACCCCGGUUUCUAUCAGUUCUGCGGCUUUGAAGUCCAAACCUCCGAUUAUUACGCCCUUAAAGAUACUUCCGUUGAUGGCGUCGACCACUUCUUCGGCAGCGAUUUCGGUGCCGUCGAUAUCCCACUCCAAGAAUGUCCAGACACUGAUAGCGCCCGCAUCGGUGGCCAUCAAUAAAGGACUCACUAACCAAUCGUUCACAUCCACUAACACUGGUCUCACAUUAAUCCCGACCACUAUUUCCAAAAUUGUCUCUUCGGGUGAACUACUUUCAGAAAGCACUGUCCCAUCCGUUGUCGCAAACACUUCCAGUCACACAAACAAAGAAGAGACAGCUGUUAAAACCGAAGACAAAUCCCAGUCACCACUUCCUCCUCCACUUUUGGCUCAAAACAGUACUUUUGUAACAAAUGCAGUGACAAACUCGCAAACACUAACGCCUCCGGCCUUAACAUCGGUGGCCAUAAACCCGAACAUCAAUUCAAACACUGAUCAGCAAAACAAGAACAAAGAAUCUGAAAAUGAUUGCAAUUCUGUGACCGGAAUCGUGGAAAUGGAUUCUGUGAUCCAAAUUAUGGAAUGGAAGGAUGGAAUCGGAGUUUUGCCCGGAAGUGAUCUCAAAUUCCGAGUCGACGAAUUUGGACACUUGGAUAUGAUUAAUGGACAAAUCAUGGAUGCAUUGCCUAUCACCUCAACCAUUACCUCUGCUAUAACUUCCACCACUACUUCCACCACUACUUCCACCACUCCUUUGACUAACAUUAGUGUCAAAGAGGAAGAGAAGACAUCAGAUAAUACUUCGACACAAAUAACUCAAGAAUCGGACAAAAAUGAUGUUUUAAUAGAUAAUAAUGAAACGAAAGAAAGCGAUUCAUUGCUUAAAUGUAUAAACUGUGGGGAAAGGGGUUCGCCCAACACAUUCAUAAGACAGGGACGCUUUUGCAGCAAAUCUUGUGCCACAUUAGCAUCAAAUGAACUGAAAAUUUUUGCCAAAAGAAAUUGUGAAUUGACUUCACUUAAGACACAACAAGACGACGAGAAAAAGUCUCUAAAUAAAAAGCCAGAAGUCAUGAAAACUCGGAAACAAGUCUUAGAACCCGUUGUCUAUCAGACAGAAAACAGUAACCAAACCAUUGAAGGCGACAAAGAAAGCAAUGGAGACGCCAAUGAAGAAGUGGAAGACGUCGAGACCAAUGCCGGUAAUUAUGUUGAGAAUGUGAACAAUAGUCCCGCCUUCUCAUGGCGUCAAUACUUAAACAAAACCAAUUCAACGGCCGCUCCGAUCAAGUGCUUCAACGAAAGUCAAACAUUUCCCACAAUUAAGAAUAGUUUUAAGGUCGGCAUGAAGUUGGAAGGGGUUGACCCCCAACACCCCUCCAAGUUCUGCGUCCUAUCGGUUGUCGAAGUCUGUGGUUUCAGAAUACGAUUGCAUUUCGAUGGAUAUAAAGAAGUCUUCGACUUUUGGGUCAAUUGUGACAAUAAUUUCAUAUUUAGUGCCGGUUUUUGUGAACAAACGCAACGAAAAUUAGAGCCACCCGUCGGUAUCACUGCUGAAGAGUUCAAUUGGAAUACGUAUUUGCAACAGACGAGGGCAGUGGCGGCGCCCAAACACCUCUUCGUCAUCACUAGCUCUCAAUCUCUUACUCCGAAUGGUUUUCGAGUGGGAAUGAAAUUGGAAGCCGUCGACAGAGCCAACACAGCCCUCGUAUGUGUGGCCACUAUCGCCGAUAUAAUCGACAAUUGGCUUCUCAUUCAUUUCGAUGGAUGGGAUGAUAGUUACGACUAUUGGGCCGAAACUACUUCUCCAUUCAUUCACGCAAUUAAUUGGUGUCGAACAAAAGGUCGGUCUUUAACUCCACCGAAAGACUAUCACCGGUCGAGUGAGAAGUUCUUGUGGGAUGAAUAUCUAUCCGAAACGAAAUCACACGCUGUCUCUCCCCGUCUGUUCAAAACCCGGACAUCAAAUAACUUCAAAGUUGGCCUCAAAUUUGAAGCGAUUGAUAAGCGUAACCCACGAUUAGUACGGGUCUGCACUGUAUCGCACCGACAGUCGCAUUGUAUUAAACUUCAUUUCGAUGGUUGGGAUGAAAAAUACGACUAUUGGGUGGACGACGAUUCUCCAGAUAUACAUCCAGUGAAUUGGUGCCACAAAACUGGUCAUCAUUUACAGCCACCCCCUUCUUCGGAUUUUAUGGCUGUAAAAGAUAACGAAACGAUGUCUUUCUGUCCGACACCGGGAUGUCUAGGAAUUGGUCACAUUCGGGGUCCCAAAUAUUUAAGUCAUUACUCAGUGCACGGCUGUCCCUAUACUGACGCCAGACUCGAGUAUGAAUUGCCGGAUAGACUCGGAAAUAGAAAUUCCGAAGCAAUCACCACCGAAGACAUGGAUGACAGCCAAAUAUCUCCCUCACAGUCGCCCUCCCCUUCCGAAUCAAAUUCUAUAAAUUCGACCCAAAAAUGUCCAAAAAGUGUCAAAACCAGUCAACUAUCGUCGGGUAGUAAAUGUCGAAAACGCAAACUCGGUUCGAGUCCAACGAACGGCACUAACGGCGGACCCGUCUCUCCGAGCACUAACUCAGAGUCGGCCAAACACUCGCGUCCGUCAACGCCCUCAUCCAUAACCAACUUGUCUUCACUGCAACACUCGAUAUUCGCGAUGCGAAUGAGUCAACAACAACAGGAGGCGCCCGUCUGUUGGGACCGACACUCCAAGACUACAUUACCCGGUAUUGACAAAACCAAAUCCAAGGAUGUCUUGUUGUGGUCGCCCUCCAAAGUGGCCGAAUUCAUAGACCAGAUCCCCGGUUGCGAAGCCGUCGGACAAAUAUUUGCAGAACAGCUCAUCGAUGGCGAGGCGUUUCUGUUGCUCAAUCAGAACGAUAUCGUAAAAAUACUUGGCCUUAAGUUAGGUCCGGCCAUAAAGAUCUUCAACAGCAUUCUCGUCAUCCGCGACAAUGCCAUCAAUGAAGAUAAUCUC
Molecule: messenger RNA, 3069 nt
Organism: Medioppia subpectinata
Lineage: Eukaryota; Metazoa; Arthropoda; Arachnida; Sarcoptiformes; Oppiidae
Source: the annotation of a GenBank genome assembly